AUGGACUCAAGGAAAGUGAUGUGUGGGGUCAAGACAGAUUACCUGUUGAUAGUCUUGUCAUUUGAUUCUACUUCUCAAAAAGAUGAAGCCCUGGUCUUCUCUGCUCUGAAGAACCUGACAAUGGAACUCUUCCCAGUGCUAUUCAAAGGCGCUUUCAAUGGCCAACAAACAAAUAUCCUGACAGCGAUUGUGGCAGCCUGGCCCUUCCGAUGCCUUCCUGUGGGAGCCCUGAUGAAGACCCCUUACCUGGAGAUCUUGAAGGCUGUGCUGGGAGGCCUUGAUUUGCUGAUUAAGGAAAAGGAUAGACCUAGGAGUUGCAAACAAGAAGUCCUUGAUCUUCGGGAUGCCCAACAUAACUUCUGGAAUUGGUGGGCUGGAUAAGAGGAUGGUGUCUUUUCCCCAGAUGUUAAUGAGAAACAACCAGCGGUGGAUCAUCGCCUACAACAGGGAAAACAUGUUCUUACUGUGAUGAUGAACCUUUCCCUCAAGUCCUGAUAUCUCUGCAAAUACCUAAAAUAUUUCUGCUUGUGGGCCAUUCAGAGAAAAGAAGUGCUGCAGGUGAUCUGUGAAAAGCUGGAGUUUGGGACCAUCCCUGCGUAUAACCCUGUUAGGCUGCUGGAAGUAUUUGAACCAAGAUUUAUACUGGAGUUGGUGGUGAAUGGUCACUGGGACAUGAGAACCCUUGCAAUGUUUGCCCCUGGCCUGGGUCAGAUGAGAAACCUUCAGAAACUCCAUCUCAAUGAUAUCUGCAUGUCUUUGGAAUCAAUUAGGAACCGAGAAAUGAAUGUAUGGUAUAUUAGAAAAAUCAUACUCCAGUUCUCCCAUCUCGUGAAGCUCCAGCAUCUCUAUCUGAAUGGUGUUUUCUUCCUGAAUGAAAGAUUAGAACAAGUACUCAGGUCCUUGGAGAGUCCAUUAGAGACCCUCGCAAUCACGUGCUGCAUGCUAUCAGAAGAAGACAUGAGGUAUCUGUCCCAGUAUCCAGGCAUUCAUCAGCUCAGACAUCUGGAUCUGAGUGGUGUCAGCUUUGUAGAUUCAAUUCAUCCCCUUCUAGGAAAGCUGCUAGAGAAACUGACAGCUACUCUGAAGAUACUAAAAUUGAAGGAUUGUACACUCAAGGACUUCCAAAUCAGUGUCCUCCUCCCUGCCCUGAGCCAGUGUUCCCAGCUGGUUGAGCUCAAUUUUGCGAGGAACUUCCUGUCUCUGUCCAGCCUUAAGAAGCUGCUGCACCACACUGCCAACCUGAGACAGUUGACCCGAGAGACAUACCCUGCUCCAGAAGAAGUCUAUGAUGGCAUCGGUAAUGUUCUACCAGACAGAUUUGCCCAACAUUGCUCUGAGCUCUUGGAAACACUCAGGGGUAUAAGAGAGCCUAAUGAGGUCUCCUUUGUGAGUAGGAGAUGUCUACAUUGCUGGAAAUUUGUUUCUAUGACCUGGAAGCCUCACUAUGUUCCUGUUAGCAACAAAUAA
This is a messenger RNA of Cricetulus griseus (Chinese hamster), 1467 nucleotides long. Lineage: Eukaryota; Metazoa; Chordata; Mammalia; Rodentia; Cricetidae. The record is from RefSeq and is a predicted model, not a curated record.